GCGCAAUAACCCCCCUUUUCCUCAGUUUCCUCGAUCUCUGUACUGCAGGAAGAACGAGAGCCGGAUCGAAUGACGAAGAUCUUUCCAUUCGGAGCCCACGUUGCUUUCACCGUUCUCCUCCUAUUGUCGGCGGCGGUGUUGGGUUGCGACGGGCUUCGGAUGAAUCCUCAUCCUUCGAGCUCCCGGGGACAGGCGGACAUCAAUGGAGACCGUAUCGAUGACAUCUUAAAGGAAAAGAGGAAGGGAGAAACCGGGGCAGAGCUGUUCCCGACUGGGUCGAGCUUGCCGGACUGCUCGCACGCAUGCGGGCCGUGCGUGCCGUGCAAGAGGGUGAUAGUGAGCUACAAGUGCUCGAUCGAGUCGUGCCCGGUGGUCUACCGGUGCAUGUGCAAGGGCAAGUAUUACCACGUCCCUUCCCAUUGAUCAAGGGCUAGGGCGGGAGGCAUCGAGACAAUCGAAGUUCCAUGUCCCCUUUCUUUUUUCUCGGGUUCGGAUAGUUCCGGCUCCGUUCGAUUCGCUAAGAAUUGCUCUCGUAAUCGACUCAAGAAAACGUGUGCCCAUGUAAAUUACUUGGAGCGAGCUUUUUACCAUCUUUUUUCCCAAUGAGAA
Molecule: messenger RNA, 609 nt
Organism: Eucalyptus grandis
Lineage: Eukaryota; Viridiplantae; Streptophyta; Magnoliopsida; Myrtales; Myrtaceae
Product: protein EPIDERMAL PATTERNING FACTOR 2
Exons: 3
Coding region: 70-423 (117 amino acids)
Biological process (GO): guard cell differentiation; stomatal complex development
Source: RefSeq, a predicted model, not a curated record